CCCUCCCUCCUUCGCAUAUCCCUCCCGCCCCUCUAUAUUUAACGGCCCUUGCCCGCCCUCCGAGCCCCCCUUCACCACCAACCGCUCACCUAUCAAUAACUGGCCAUUUUUUCCGGCCAACUGACCACCGCAUUUCUGACCGAUCCUCCGAGAAGAUGAAGUUCGGGAAGAGCCUGAGCAACCAGAUCGAGGAAGCGCUGCCCGAGUGGCGGGACAAAUUCCUGUCGUACAAGGAUCUCAAGAAGCGCCUCAAGCUGAUGGCCCCUAAGGGCGGAAAUCCAGCUAAGAGGCCCAGGCUCUCCGGCGACGGGGAGGAGCCUUGCUCUGCCGAGACAGCGACGGCCGCGACGCCUGAGGAGCAGGAAUUCGUCCGCCUUCUGGAUGCUGAACUGGACAAGUUUAAUGCCUUCUUCGUCGAGAAAGAGGAGGAAUACAUUAUCCGCCAGAAGUUGUUGCAAGAAAGGGUGGAGAAGGGAAAAGAUUCAAAAGAAAAGAUGAUAAAAGUGAAGAAAGAGAUUGUUGAUUUUCAUGGAGAAAUGGUCCUUUUGGAGAACUACAGUGCUCUCAAUUAUACAGGGUUAGUGAAGAUCCUAAAGAAAUAUGACAAAAGGACUGGUGCUCUCAUGCGACUGCCUUUCAUUCAGAGAGUCCUGCAUCAACCUUUUUUCACCACCGACCUCCUCUUUAAACUUGUUAAAGAGUGUGAGAGAAUGCUGGAUCACCUUUUUUCAGCAAAUGAGCCAACUCUUUCAUGUGCCACAGAUGGUGGUGAAGCAGAGCCGGAAGAUAAGAAAGUGGAGGGCAGCAAGUCUUUGUUGAAAGAAUCCCCGGAGUUGGAGGAGAUAGAGUACAUGGAGAGCUUGUACAUGAAGAGCACGAUGGCAGCAUUGCGAGCUUUGAAGGAAAUUAGAAGUGGUAGUUCUACUGUUAGUGUCUUCUCCUUGCCUCCCCUUCAAAAUGCAGGGGUAGAUGAAUGUUGGAGUAAGAUACCGUACCUAGAACAGAUUAAAGUAGCAAAGUAGAAAAGAACUUUGGUAACUUGAAUAUGUUGUACAGUAGUCGAAUGAGAUUACUAGAUGACAAUGUUUUUGCAAUGUUCUGACACAAAGGAAGAUGAAAUAUAGUGAUGCAUCUUGAUAUA
Molecule: messenger RNA, 1141 nt
Organism: Nymphaea colorata (pocket water lily)
Lineage: Eukaryota; Viridiplantae; Streptophyta; Magnoliopsida; Nymphaeales; Nymphaeaceae
Product: SPX domain-containing protein 1-like
Exons: 3
Coding region: 156-1022 (288 amino acids)
Biological process (GO): cellular response to phosphate starvation
Source: RefSeq, a predicted model, not a curated record